Messenger RNA from Ustilago hordei, 1803 nucleotides. RefSeq lists its product as uncharacterized. Gene Ontology annotation, cellular component: endoplasmic reticulum. The transcript has a single exon. Gene Ontology annotation, biological process: GPI anchor biosynthetic process. Bases 1 to 1803 code for a protein of 600 amino acids. NCBI's taxonomy places the organism in Eukaryota, Fungi, Basidiomycota, Ustilaginomycetes, Ustilaginales, Ustilaginaceae. The record is from RefSeq and is a predicted model, not a curated record.
AUGCGGGAUCGAUCAUCGUCCCGGCUAGGGGUGGAGACGAUCCGAUGCCUCUUCCACUUCUUCGCCGGGUCGACGCAUGUGAUCACUUUCCGAUUGCUGUCGUUGGCGCUUCUUUUCUACGGCGAACGGGCUGUCUUUCAUAACGCAGCCAAUUCGUGCCAGUGGCCUUAUCAACCCACGUCAUCUGCAGCAAACGAAACUCGACCGGAAGUUCAUGUCCUACUCGUGACAGACCCACAAAUCAUUGAUCCGUACACAUACCCGGAUCUACCUUUCUUCAGCUUGGUUUACCCUAUUGUUCGCCAUUUUUCGGACAACUACCUCAAGAAUGUAUGGACGGCUCUCGUUGUAAACCCAAACAAGUGGAUGUAUCGAGGCCACAUCUUAACGCCCACACAAGAAGCCCAACGCCGGUCCUCACGGUCACGCACAACGCUCGUUCAACCGCCAGAUGGCGUGAUCUGGAUGGGUGACCUCACUGACGGAGAUCGACGAGAGCGACUCGACUCCGAGUGGGCUGCUCUCGUGCAGCGGUUCCAUAAGGUCUUCUGGCGGCCAAGGGAGGCAAAUUGGGAAGCGACGCCUUCCACUCUAAGUUCAACUCGACAACUUAUCGUUCCUCGCAUAUCGGCAACAGACUUCAUUCCCACCUUCUACCUCUCCGGUAACCCCGAUGUCGGUCUAUCCGGCACAUCGGCUGAUUUACACCGAGUAGAUGCGAAUGCAAGCGAAAACGCCGUCGCUCGUUUCCAACAGGACUUUGGCAUGAAGAUUGAUGGAGGCGGAUUUGUUGUCAAGGACCGCAAUCCAUUUUUGCAAACUAGUCUCAACGGUCGCAUCCUUGUCUCGACGGACCCGGAGUUAGGAGCGACGCACGAGCUGAUCAUGGUGAAUGCUCAAGAUCUGGUCGGAAUGGAGAGGGAAGACGGAGGACCAUUCGAUACACAUCUUAGCUCUGAACACACAGGCAAGCUUGAUGGCCAGCUGGGAGACAAUGCACACAUUGCAUACAAGGAAACAUAUAACUUUAUCGAGUCGGUCAAGCGAGGCGGGUUCAAAGUGCCACGGGCGCUGCUAACGCACGUGCCUCUGCAUAGACCUGAAGGAACGAGCUGCAAUGAUGCUGCCCGGACAAAGGAGCACGGUGUCAACAGGGAAUCCUCGAGACCGCUGCAUCAGGGCACGGAUCGAGGCUCGACAUAUCAGAACAUGGUCUCGCGAUCAGUGUCCGACUGGCUACUGCAAUCAAUAAACCCCAUGGCAGUCUUCAGUGGGGACGACCACGAUCAUUGUGAAUAUCGACAUCGCAGAAUCGAGACGACGGCCGCCUCCGCAUCAACAGCCUACGUGGACGGGUUCGAACCCGACCAGAUUCCCGAGCUAACCGUCAAGUCUAUCUCGAUGACCGAAGGUGUACGAAAGCCAGGUUUUGCUAGGUUGAGCUUGUUCCCGCCUUCCGAUUCCUCAGCGCAGGUCACUAUGGCAUACACGCCUUGUCUACUGCCUGACCAGAUCGGUAUCUGGAUGGGACUAUAUCUUCCGUUCUUCAUUUUGAGCCUUCUCGGGCUUUUGCUUUGGUCACGCUUCGUGCAACAAAGAACAAAGACAUCAGCAAGCUAUCUUCCGCUAAACAGCGAGCAUCAGCGUAAGAGAGAUGACGAUGAUCCUCCUCUGGCCAACGAGCGACCUCGUCAUACAGGAUCCAGAAGAGGCACGCAGGGCAGUUGGAGGGAAGAUCUGCUUGCCGUAGUCAUCGUAGCUUUGCCAUUUUGGGUCUUUUGCCAGACUCACUUCCUUUUCUAA